AAGCGUCGCGGCUCGUUGCUGCUCCGUGGGUGCAGAGAGGACGGCCCCGCGCGGGGGCUCCCCGUCGGCUGCGGGGUGGCAGGAUGCCGAAAGGGAAGGGCGCGAAGCGGGGCAGAGCAAAGAAGGGGACACCAGGGGAGGUCAAGGUGGACAGGGAGUCGGAGGCUGAUCGGGCCAAGGCCAGCGCAGCGUUAUGGGAGGCUCGGCUGGAAGUGACGGAGAUCUCCCGGGCCGAGUACCGCGAGGCCUCCCGCCUGUUGGCCAAAAAAAACGAGGACCUAGCCUGGCAGCAGCGCCGGGUGGAGAAGGACACGGUGGAGGUGAUUAGCUUCCUCAAGAAGCAGGACGUGGAGAAAGACAAGCAGAUUGAUAAACUGAAGCAGCAGCUAACUGAUUUGAAGCAGCAAGCCCAAGAAGAGAGUGAGAAGCUGACAGAAUAUUACUCCAAUCAGUUAAAAGAACUGGAAGAAAGAUUCCACAAAAAGGCCAGAGAGAUCAGUUUAAUUCAAGGAGAACUGAAAGUUAUAAGGGAAUUUCGCAAGAAGAAAGCACAUAUGGAGAAAGAAUUAGAAGAUAUAAAAGAAAGUAUGCAGAUUUCAAACAGGGAACAUCAGGAGAUAAUUGGAAGGCUAGAAAAGAAGUUUCUUGAGGAAAAGCAAAGACUAGAAAGAGAUGCUGAGAAGAGGAUAGUAAUUCUGGCAGAGAGAGCCCACCAUGAGGCAAUUAUGCAGUUGAACAGCACUGGGAGAGCUGUGUUCAAGGAGAAUGUUCGUCUUCAUGAGGCUCUUGCUUACCACCUGAAGGAGUCAGAAGAGCUACAAAAAAUCAAGAAGCAGCUGGAGGAGGACAAGGCUCUUCUCUUGCAGGAGAAGGAAACAAAUGACAGUUUGGUUCAGGAAAAGAUCCUUCAAAUAACUCAGCAGAAAGCCCAGAUCCAGGAUUUGCAGCACAAGGUAGAGAAGCUGGAGACAGCCCUACAUCACAUGACCAGAGAGUUUGAAACAGAAAUUCAGAAAACACAGCAUCAGGCCUUAGUGCAGAACCAGGCAGGUAUGGUAGAGGUUAACAAGCUGCAGCAACUGCUGGAGAUGAAGGAUCGGGAGAUGAACCGAGUGAAAAAACUGGCCAAGAACAUCUUGGAUGAAAGGACUGAGGUGGAAAGGUUCUUCCUAGAAGCUCUGGAACAGGUGAAGCGUGAGAUAAUAACCAGCAGGAAGCGUUGCAGGCAGUUGGCCCAGACUGCCUAUCAGAGGAAAAUGAUGGCGGCAUUUGCAGGGAAAGAAGAGUACCCUAACAUCAGAACAUUUAAGGGCCACCUCAACAGCACAAAUUACAUGUACAGCGAUCCAUGGGAGGCAGAAAAAUGGACAGAUACCCAGUUAGAGAAGGUCGAUAUCAGUGAGCUGACCUGGGAACAGAAGGAAUGUGUUCUGAGGGCACUGUUUGCAAAAAUUAAUGCCUUGAAUCAACGAAAAGGCAAACAAGUUUUGGUCCCUUUGGCUCCAGCUGCUGUUAUUACUAGUGCUGGAAAAAGAGACAAGACUGGCCCAGAGAACACUGCCUCCAGCCAGACCUUCAUUACACAGCAGGCUCCACUGUCAGAGUCCACCUCUCAUGCAACAGCCCUUCCAGAUAUUCGAAUGGUAACAGCACAGAAGGGAGAGUAAAGCAUCACACACUAAAAGAACAAGCCAUCAGAACCAUCACAGCUGUUGCCUGACAUUAAUUUUCUUCUGGGACUUCUCUUAUGCAAUUGGAGUGAUGCUGAGGCUGAGAUUGUAUCCUGAUUCUCUUAUAGUGUCGGUUUGACUGCUUCUCUGAAUCCAACCUGAAAGGUCACUGUAAACUUAUAAAGUGUUUUUACCCUUUUUAAAAUAAAACUUUUUUUAUUCUUC
Messenger RNA from Gavialis gangeticus (Gharial), 1895 nucleotides. It is a transcript of the gene BBOF1, whose product is annotated as basal body orientation factor 1. Bases 84 to 1667 code for a protein of 527 amino acids. The transcript has 11 exons. Lineage: Eukaryota; Metazoa; Chordata; Crocodylia; Gavialidae. The record is from RefSeq and is a predicted model, not a curated record.